AGGAGGAGUCUUAGCCCACACAAUACUAGGAGUUGCAUGGAAUGAGACGACAGGGCAGAUAAAAUUUCUGAUUCUAGAUCCACAUUAUACAGGCGCUGAAGAUCUGCAAGUUAUUCUGGAAAAGGGAAUGAUGUAAAUUUGCUGCACACAAGAGGAAAAGCAUGAGACCAAGUAUUUUUAUAUUAAAUAAACAAAUAGGCCUAGACAGAAAGGAAAAAAAAAAAAAGCCUGUUCCAAAAUUGUCUUUUGAAUUCAGACCCUCUCCAACACUUCUUUUAAGCUACAGCAAAAAUAAGACUAAGCAAAAGAAACAUGUGCAGCCUUACAACCCCAGAGGACAAUAUGAGUUCAAACAAUGUAAGGAUACACAUUGUGGAAACAGGAUGAAGUUGACCAGUGAAAAUUUGCCCAAGAACCCCUUUUAUACAUCUAUAUCUCAGUAUGCUGCUAAUCACCCACAAUUCUUCCAAUGGAGAAAGGAAAAGACUGAUCAUUACAACCAUUCUAAUUUGGUGGAUAAAGCAUUGCAGCUCUUGAAGGAGAGAAUAAGAAGAGGAGAUGCUCUGGCAUAUUUCCUACGGGGUCAACUAUAUUUUGAAGAGGGUUGGUAUGAAGAAGCAUUAGAACAGUUUGAAGAAAUCAAGGAGAAAGAUCACCAAGCAACUUACCAGCUGGGAGUAAUGUAUUAUGAUGGGCUGGGGAUCGCUGCAAAUGCUGAAAAAGGAGUGGAAUAUAUGAAGAAAAUUGUUGAUUCUCCAUGUCCCAAAGCAAGACACUUAAAAUUUGCUGCUGCUUACAACCUCGGAAGAGCUUAUUAUGAAGGAAAAGGUGUUAAACGAUCAGAUGAGGAAGCUGAAAGACUGUGGCUUUUUGCUGCAGACAAUGGAAAUCCAAAAGCUAGUGUGAAGGCUCAGUGUAUCCUAGGAUUAUAUUACUCAACAAAAGAACCCAAAGAGUUAGAAAAGGCAUUUUAUUGGCAUUCAGAAGCAUGUGGCAAUGGAAACCUGGAGUCCCAGGGUGCUCUUGGUCUCAUGUACCUUUAUGGACAUGGCAUCCGCCAGGAUACUGAAGCUGCGCUGCACUGCUUAAAAGAAGCAGCAGAACGUGGGAAUGUCUAUGCUCAAGGGAAUCUCGUGCAGUAUUACUAUAAGAUGAAAUUUUUUACAAAGUGUAUCACAUUUUCCAAAAGGAUUGCUGACUAUGAUGAGACUCAUGACAUCUCCAUAAUAGCCCAGGUCACAGACUGUCUCCCAGAAUUCAUCAACAGAGGCAUGGCCAUGGCAUCCUUCUACCACGCACGGUGUCUUCAGCUUGGCCUGGGCAUCACAAAAGAUGAAGAAACAGCUAGACUAUAUUAUUCUAAAGCUUGUCGUCUGAAUCCGGCAAUGGCAGAUGAACUUCACUCUUUAGUUAUUCAUCAAAGAAUUUAGACCACAGUGCAUUUCAUCAAAGAUCGUCAAUCCUAACUCCAUAUAAUGUGUAUAUUUUUAUGGCAGCUAUGUAUGUUAUUUUCUGCAUCCCCAGUUAUAUUAUCCUGGGUAUUUUACAGAUGAUAUGUUACCUUUGUUCUUGAAUUUGUAUUCUCUAAUUUUUGCAACCAGAAACCUAGCCACAGGAUCAAAUUGCUGGAAGAGUCCUCAGAGUCCACCUCUUAACCUAUAGCGUAGCCUAGACCAUAUUAAAUUUGAAGCUAUUCCUUAAAGCAAAUGUCUUUUUCCUUUCUUACAUACACAGUGUCUUAAAGAUUUAGCAGUUCUAGUUAAUAAGUUCCAAAUCAUAAAUGCUACAAGCUUAUUUUAAAACACCAUUUGAAAGUUUCUUUAAAUUUCUUUGGUGCUUAGUUUUGUGAAUUUUGAAUAGCACAUUGUUAAUUUGAAUUUUUUGUUUCAGUCAUGAAAAAAUUUUAAAUUCACAAAAUAAGGGCCAAAGAAAUGUAAAGAAUUAGAUUUUCAAAUAACAUUUUUGAUAUAUAGCAUUUCUACUUCUGAAGUUAUUAAAGCUAAAAAUAUUUUUUAAAAUAAUUGACUUAUUAUAAACUUUUAAAAGAGAGGGUCUAAGAAAAUUGCUUGGAAUUUCGUUCCUCCAAAUAUUACCUCAAAGAUCUUUUUAAUGUGCAACACCAUUACUACAUCCCUGAUGAAUAUUCAUAAGAUAAUUCAUUAAAGCAAGAUGCUUCUUGGUCUUUCAACACAUUUUACAUUUUGAAAACAGAUACAUUCAAUGCACAAUAAAAUGUGAGAAAGAACUCAUCAAAUCACCUAAUUAUAUAAGAAUUAUAUCUAAAUUUUGUUUUAAAACUCCAUGAGCAAGUCUUUCUGUCAGUUAUAUCUAUGAAAGCAAAUGGUGACAGUAAGAAUAGUAAGAGUCAUAUCCAUAAGAUUGUAUAGUGCUGGGCCUGGUGACACACACCUGUAGUCCCAGUGAUGCGGGAGGCUGAGGCAAGAGAAUCAAAAGUUCGAGGCCAGCCUCAGCAACUUAACAAGGCCCUCAACUUAGCGAGACCCUGUCUGAAAAUAAAAAAUAAAAAGGGCUGGGGAUGUAGCUGGAUUUGAUCCCCUGGGCCAAAAUAAAAAAAGUUGUAUAGCAACUUUUUUGUAUAGCAACCUCAAAUAUAUUGUGAAACAAAUAUGUUGAAAUAUGUCUUAAAGAUACCUUAAUUAUCCUUUUUUUGUUAACAUAAUAAAUUAAUAUGCCUUUAUUUUUAUAAAUCACAACAUUCUUUCCAUUAGUGGAUUUAAACAAGAUCUCCUCUUAGUAAUGGAAAAAUGGAAUUAAUUACAUAUGUGACAAUCAAUCACUAGAACUGUUACACAGCAGAAAAUAACUUGCUCUUGUUUUAUGCUGUGACUUGCUUGUAUUUCUUGAAUUCUAUUUUGUCUUUAGAUAAAGGGAAGAAAUUUCAGGAGGAAAUUUAGGUCUGUGAGAUAUCUCAGUCAUGUUUUGUAUAUCAAAAAUUAUACACUUAAACCAUCCUUGAAACUCAUGUUCAUAUCACUACUGAAUACUUUAUGAGAUCCCAGUAACACUGUUCAAUGUCUCAAGUUCAUUACAAGAUUUCAAAACA
This is a messenger RNA of Marmota monax (woodchuck), 3064 nucleotides long. It is a transcript of the gene Lrp2bp, whose product is annotated as LRP2 binding protein. Lineage: Eukaryota; Metazoa; Chordata; Mammalia; Rodentia; Sciuridae. The record is from RefSeq and is a predicted model, not a curated record. The transcript is spliced from 11 exons. Bases 162 to 1430 code for a protein of 422 amino acids. Gene Ontology annotation, molecular function: protein binding.